AUGAAGAGAAAUAAAAGUGGUGCUGUACCCAUGACUUCCAAGAUGUCUGAGGAAAACUACGAUGCUCCAGCCGCAACAAAGGUUUGCAGAAUCUGCCUCGCAAUGGACACGAAGAUGUAUAAUAUAACUGAAUCAAAACUGGACAUUAUGUUUCAAGAUAUCACUGGAUUGGUUGGCUGGUCAGAAAGACUGCCUCAGCGAGUUUGCUGGGAGUGCGCGGCUAGACUGUCGUCCGCGUACCACUUCAGAGAGAAGGCGCUACGAAGUGAUGAAUUACUGCAGGAAUUAAUACAGCCAUAUUCUUACAUAAAAAUACGCGAUAUAAAGUUAAUAAAUCGGACCAAGUACAAACUGACAUCGAAUUUAAUACACGAAGUAAAUGAAGCUGAUGAUUUCAAUCUACACAUUCAAGAUCGGGAUAUGAUUGAAAUUGAAAGAUUAAGCGUACCCGAAAUUAUUGAAUUCUUACCCGCAGACGCUGUUGAAAUUAUGGACGUCUUACCCGUAAAAACAAGGAAAAAUAGUAGCAUAUUACCUGCAAAAUCUAAAAGAAAUAUCGACAGAUUUCUAUACGCAGAUUCUCAGAAAAAUAUCGACAUAUUACCCGCAAAAUCUACAAAAUGUAUCAAUAUUUUACCAGCAAAAUCUUCAAAUAAUAUCCACAUUCUACCCGCAAUAUCUACAAAAUAUUUCGAUAUUAUGCUCGCAAAUUCCUCUAAAUGUAUCGAAAUUAUACCAGCAAAAUCUAGAAAUAAUGUAGACUUGUUAUCCACAGAAUCUAAAAAAAAUAGAGACGUAUUACCAGCAAAAUCAAAAUCUACAAAAAAUAAUGUCUGCAUUUUACCAACAAUACCUACGAACAAUAUCGACAAUUUACCCGCAACAUCUACAAAUAAUAUUGGCAUCAUACCCGCAAAAUGUACAAAAAAUAUCGACAUUUUACCCACAGACUCUAACGAUAUAGCUGAUUUACCUACAGCUACAAAGAUAGUUGAAAUUAAUGAUGAUAGCUCGGAUAACUUUCCCUUCGACGCAUAUGAACAAUAUGAGCGAUUAGACGAUGAAGAUGAAUAUUUCAGUGAUGUAUCUGUAGAAAAAACAAUAGAGGAAAUACCUAAGGAAAAGAAAAAGCUAUACGCAGUGAAACAAAUUAGUACGGAGGAUGUUGUUCAAACUGAUUUUCCUCCUACUACAAGGGAACAACAUAAAAUCGAGGAAGAUAAAAGAACGAGUACUAAUGGAUUUGACGAGUCCCUAUUUACGAUAAGACCGCUAACGUACGACGAACAAAUUGCUGAGAUCAAUAAGAGGCAGAAAAGCACAAACUACAUUAACUCCAUCUUUAAGUGUGAACUUUGCUAUCGAGGGUUUAUGUCUGAAACAACAUACACCACGCAUGCCCUGAGACAUAGUGAGCAAAGCGGAACAUUCGAGUGUUCUAUAUGUAAGAGGAGGCUGAAAACUAAGAAGGCGCUGCAGAAACAUCUGGCGCUACAUACUCUACAGUACAGCUGUAAUAGCUGUUCAUUUGUCGCUAAAAGUAGGUACGUGGCGAGAGAGCAUCAGAAAUUGCAUGCAGGCCACAAGUACCAGUGCCGACAUUGUCCCAGGCAAUUCACUAAAUCAUCAUCAUAUUUAAGUCAUUUACGACUUAAGCAUGUGUCUGAUAUUGCGUGCGAGAUGUGCGGGUACAUGUUCGUUAGCAAAUAUGGCUUAGAAAUGCACAAAAGGCUGAAACAUUCUCUGAUCGGAAAAGAUGUGACGUUAGACGGGCCUUACUGUCAAAUAUGUGACGUGAAGUUUGCGUCGGAAGAAGCUCAUGACAGACAUCUGAAGUUAUCUGCGAAACAUAGGACCGAACAUGGCUCCAAACCUCCUCGAAAUCAAAUGACAUAUCGCCGUCCCGUCCAAACCCAACACCAGCGCAUUCGAAGAAUUAAUGACUCCAUUCCGAUUAACUGUGAACAGUGUGGUGAAGUACAACGAAAUAUGAUAUCAUACGCUCAACACUUCAGAAGAUUGCAUCCGGAGAAGGUCCGAACCAAGUACCCUACGAUGAAGACCCCUAGUAUGUGUGACCAGUGCGGGAAAAUAUUCGCUAAUAAUAUAUGUUUAGAAUAUCACAAGUGGGUUCACACUGGGGUCAAGAAGUUUCAGUGUGAUCUGUGUAAGAAGAAGUUUACACAAAAGCCAAGUUUGAUGUUUCAUAUGAAAAGCCAUAAAGGUGUGACAUAUGAAUGUUCCAUGUGUGAUAAACAGUUUACACACCCGAAUAAUCGGAAUAGACACGUCAAGUCUGUACACAUCGGUGCAAGGCCUUAUAAAUGUCAUACUUGUAAUAAGUCCUUCACCACGUCCGGAGGAUUGAAGGGUCAUGUUGAACAUGUGCAUCGCAAUGUACCUUGGCCUAAACGUACUAGGCCAAGCAGAGUUAGUAAGAAGAAAUGCGAAGAACCGAGCAUCGAAGAUUGA
This is a messenger RNA of Spodoptera littoralis (African cotton leafworm), 2472 nucleotides long. Lineage: Eukaryota; Metazoa; Arthropoda; Insecta; Lepidoptera; Noctuidae. The record is from the annotation of a GenBank genome assembly.